AAACUUUUAAUUAUAUCAAAACAAAUUAGCUAUAAUGUAAUUUUAGAAAUCCAUUUUACAAAUUUAGAUUCAGCAUCUGCAGAAAGUACUUAUUAAAAAAAGAGAUCCAGUAACCCAUGUUUGUUUUUUAGAUGAAUUGAAAAAGGAUCAAGAUAGUGAUAUUGUACAGAAUUUUUGGGAGAUGAUGACAGAAAUUUUAACUAAACAAUUUGCUGAUGCUGCAAAAGAAUCAACAUUCAUCAAACAGGCUUUUGAAGGAGAAUACCCCAAACUAUUACGUCUACAUACUGAUCUGUGGAAACGAUUACAGCAGUUGAAUGCAAUAUCUCAGACCAGUAUUGAAGCUGUUGUGAGUUCUCAGGAUACAUGUGAUGAAUCUACUGCAACUUUAAUGAAUUUCAGACCAGAUCAAGCUCUUCAUGCAACUUUAAUUCCAUUUGAAAAUGCAUAUCUUUCUCGUUCUCUCUCCCGUCUGUUUGAUUCUGUGAAUGUUGUAUUUUCGGUUGGAAGCCAAGACGCACCAACAAAAGACGACGUAGAAAACAUCAUAAAAACUAUAUUUAGUGAAUUGAAUGCAGCAAAUAUCAAUUCCACUCUGAGUCAGAUCAUUGCAAAAAAUGUAGCCAAAACUGUCCAGCUAUUUACUGUGAAAUGUGAACAGCUCAUAACAACAGAUGGAGAUGCAAUACAAGUCAUUGGCCCACCUACAUCUAGUCAAAUAUUAAAUGCAACUAUUGUUAACAUACUUUAUUUGUUUCAUAAAGAACUUUCUGAUAUGCUUAGUAGAUAUACCAUGUUUCCUACUGAAACAGUAAAUAUUAUAGAAACAUCUUCACAGUCCAUGAAAACGUACAUGAGAAAUGCAGUUCAACCAAUCUUAACUUCUGUAAACAGUUCAAUUGAAGCUAUUAUUGCAACCAUGCAUAAGGAAGAUUUCUCCAGUUCAGUGAUGGAAGGAAAAACAGGGGAAGCUUGUUCUCUCUAUAUGAAAGAAUUACAAGGUUUUAUAUCAAGAGCUCAAAAUGAUUAUUUUUCAGAAUUUCCAGAUUGUGAUGUAAUACAAGAAGGAAUUCGACAGCUUGCAUGUCGUGCCAUAGAAUACUUCGUUCGUCAUGCCAGUCUGGUCAAACCCCUUGGCGAUGGAGGAAAGAUGAGACUAGCUGCAGAUUUUGCCCAGAUGGAAAUGGCUGUGUCGCCUCUCUGCAACAAAAUUGGAGAUUUGGGAAAACAUUACAAGAUGCUGAGAUCAUUCAGGCCAUUAUUAUUUCAGACUCCUUCUCAUAUAUCACAGUCUCCAGUUUUAGGAGAAAUAAUUCCUUAUUCAAUAGCUCUACAGUUCUUAUUCUCCAGGGCACCUGACAUAAAUUCACCACAUGAAGUUGCUGGAUGGUCUAUUGAAUACUAUUCUAAAUGGUUAGAUGAGCAUAUGUCAGAAAAAGAAAGACUAGCAUUGAUCAGAGGAACUUUAGAAGCAUAUGUACAAUCUGUAAGGCAAAGACAAGGGAAAGAAUUCUGCCAAAUGUAUCCAAUCUUGCUACAAAUUUUGCAGCAAGCAUUACACCAUGAAAGUUAAAGUAAUUAUAUACAAAUUCAGAGAAAUAAU
Centruroides sculpturatus (bark scorpion) is the source of this 1603-nucleotide messenger RNA. Its product is annotated as conserved oligomeric Golgi complex subunit 5-like. Gene Ontology annotation, cellular component: COG complex. Gene Ontology annotation, biological process: intra-Golgi vesicle-mediated transport. The record is from RefSeq and is a predicted model, not a curated record. The transcript has 12 exons. Lineage: Eukaryota; Metazoa; Arthropoda; Arachnida; Scorpiones; Buthidae. The coding region runs from base 182 to 1573 and encodes 463 amino acids.